Seminavis robusta is the source of this 672-nucleotide messenger RNA. NCBI's taxonomy places the organism in Eukaryota, Bacillariophyta, Bacillariophyceae, Naviculales, Naviculaceae. The record is from the annotation of a GenBank genome assembly.
AUGCUACCAGUACAAGAGAAUACGGUCGUUGUGUUGUUCCUCAAUCUCUUGUUGAAAUCCUUGGCGCUGGCAUUUUCCGUCUCGAACAAGUAUUCCGAUCAACUGGCACCCAUCAGUGAGCAUCUCAUUCUUUCCGGCGAGCUUACGUCGGACAUGGCUUCCAAACUUCCCAACUGGUUCUCCUCCAAGGAAGGAUUGACGGGGGAAUCACCGGCAGUGUUUGGUGGCUGUGGAAUGGAAUUGAUCCAGGCCGGAAAGAGUUUGGCACCACCAGAAGAAGAAUCGGAAACAAUACACGAUUUUGAUAGUAGCAUUGUGACACUUGUGGAGGCACUCCAAGUGUGUUCCGCAGAUCUGGCCGCCGCAGCUUGUACUCUGGAUCCGAUUGGCAUUGGCGAGGAAAUGGACAUGGCUUGUGAGGCUGUGUUGGAUUUGGCAUCUUGUCUACAGAAAGAGGAUUCACCAGCUGCCGUUCAGGCAUCACAAGAAGCUGUGCACGAAGCGUUUCAAAAAUGCUGCGAUUCUUUCAGAGACUAUGGGGACUUGUUGUUGGCAGAAGAUUCCAACAAGGGCGAGAGUGCAGCAGGAAAUAUUCUUUCCAGGGCUGGAGAUGAGUUGGGCAAGGCAGGGACACUCUUUCAAACACUGGUCCUUUGCAGUCAAAAAGAUUGA